AUGUUUAUCCCUAUUGCGAAGUUGUACAUUGUUACAGUUUAUCGGUCACCAGCUGGUUGCCUUCAAAAAUUUUUCAACUCACUUGAGGGACUUGUCAUUCAGUUAGCUAACUUAAAUCCAGGUUUUAACAUAAUUGUUGGCGGUGACUUCAACAUUGACGUGUUGAAGGCUGACCACAGGACAAGGGAGUUUGUUAACCUACUUAGAUCUCUGGACCUCUAUGUGGCUAACUGGCAGCCCACUAGAUUAGAUGCUUGCCUCGAUAAUGUGAUUACAAAUCUGAACAUUGGCAAUAACAUUAGUUGUUCAAUUGUAAUUCCUCUCCUCAGUGACCACCUGGCACUCGGCUGCAAUGUGGAAUUGCCAACUUCCACCUACCCUGCCACUAUACCUGCAGGGCGUGAUCGAUUCACUUGGGUGCGACCCAUCACACAGAGUGAACGCGAGCGUUUUCUGCAUUAUCUGACUCUGACUGACUGGAGCUUUCUGAAGGAUCAUCCUGAUGCCCAGCCUAAUUUCACGGCGUUUUUUGAUAGACUCCUGACUGGCUUCAACAACUGCUUUCCACUAAAACGUUUCCUCUCUGGAAGGCCUGGUAAACGUGGUGCACUGUGGAUUACGGACGACCUUCUUGACCUGGUUCUUAUGGCGUAUGAGCGGUUUCGGGCUGAUCGACUUCUAUCCUCUAAACGGACCUACAUGGGACUUAGGAGAUCAUACCAACGGGCUGUUCGUGCGGCCAGGAUGCGCUACAACUCUGAGCUGAUUGACCGGGCACCCAAUAGGUUCAAAGCUGCCUGGGGUAUCAUCAGGGCCGCUGCGGGUGUGCCAGCUCCUGGUGCUGUUCCGGUAUCUGCGGAUGAUCUUCACGACGCGUGGACCAGCUCUAUUCGCGGUCUCUUCGAGGGGAUCCGAGCUUCCCCUGUGGUGGCGGCGGAUCUGCUCUCGGCUUCGGUUCGGCCCCCCGCUCUUCGGCUUUUGACCUGGCGCCAUAUUACUUGUGAUGAUGUCACUCGAGUUGUGAACUGUUUGAGCAACUCGGUUAGUAGAGAUAUUUAUGGUAUGACCAGUGCUACUAUUAAGGGUGUAUUAGCUCUUAUUGUUGCUCCCCUGACUGCUUGUAUCAAUCUGUGUUUCCAGCAGUCUGUAUUUCCUUGUCAGCUUAAAAUUUCUAAGACGGUGCCUGUCUUUAAGAAGGGUGAUGAGCAUGAUCCUACUAACUAUAGGUCUACCUCCAUCCUGCCUGUUAUAUCGAAGAUAUUUGAAAUCCUCAUUGCUGAGCAACUCCUUGCUUAUUGUGACCAGUGCGGCCUGUUUGCGACCACCCAAUUUGGUUUCAGGGAAAAUAGAUCCACCACUGAUGCAGUAGAUUUUCUGCUUUCCAAAAUAUUUUAUUGCUUUGAGGCACGUGGACUUGCUGGGCUCACCUUGUGUGAUCUCAGCAAGGCCUUUGAUACAAUGGAUCAUGCUAUUCUCAUGGACAAGCUUAGGCAUUAUGGUGUGGGACCGUCUCCUCUCAAACUGAUUCAGGCCUACCUGGGGGGUCGCAGAAGGCGAUUAGUUGCUUAUUGCGUGUAA
Molecule: messenger RNA, 1578 nt
Organism: Nilaparvata lugens (brown planthopper)
Lineage: Eukaryota; Metazoa; Arthropoda; Insecta; Hemiptera; Delphacidae
Exons: 1
Coding region: 1-1578 (525 amino acids)
Source: RefSeq, a predicted model, not a curated record